Messenger RNA from Saccostrea echinata, 1929 nucleotides. Its product is annotated as syntaxin-18-like. The transcript is spliced from 11 exons. Lineage: Eukaryota; Metazoa; Mollusca; Bivalvia; Ostreida; Ostreidae. The record is from RefSeq and is a predicted model, not a curated record. Bases 81 to 1058 code for a protein of 325 amino acids. Gene Ontology annotation, biological process: retrograde vesicle-mediated transport, Golgi to endoplasmic reticulum. Gene Ontology annotation, cellular component: SNARE complex; endoplasmic reticulum.
UUCAUUUUCAGGAGCAUUCGAAACGUUUCUAAAUUUUGCCUUGAGAUUGUGCACACGUUGGAGAAGAAGAGAUCAUCCAAAUGGCAGAUAUUACAAACGUUUUUAAAGCAACAGUGAAAGCUUUGCGAACCAGAAAGAAAUUUACAGGAGAUGGCCAGAAAUCGCAGACGUUUACUAAUAUUUUACCAUCAUCAAAACACAAAGGCGACUUUGAAAGGAAAAGCAAAGAAAUAGUGCAGAGUAUUACAAAAUUGAAAGAUUUCCUACUGGAACACAGGAAGGCAUAUGUUAGCACUGGAAGCCACCUUAGUGCAGAAACCUCCACUAUGUCUGACACAGAACGUGAUCAGAUUGAUGAAGAGGCAGAGAAAGUGAUCCACAUGUGCCAGGAAUCUUUGUCUCUGAUUAAGAACUUAAAUGGGCGACUUCAACCUCAGACAAAAGAACACAGAGCUGCUGUCAUCAGACUUGUAGAAGAUUACCUUAAAGUGGUUUGUAAAAUUUACAGUGAGCAGAGAGCAGUGAGGGUGAAGAGGGUAGUUGAUAGAAAAAGAUUGUCAAAGCUAGAACCUGACAAAUUAAUAAAACAAAAACGACACAACAAGCAGUCUUCUCCAACGGAGACCAGCAACACUUAUCAAUCUAGUGAGCAGAGCCAGUCUAGUCAAGAAGAGAGAACACCAACAAAAUCUAAACAUACAGAGGAAAGGAAGGAGGAAGAGGAAGAAAUAUCACCAGAGGAGGCUCAGAUGUUUGAGAAAGAAAAUGCAGCAUUAUUUGAGGAGAUGACCAGUAUGUCACAAGAAGUUGGUCAAAUAGAGGGUAAAGUCAUGGAAAUUGCCAAACUUCAAGAAAUCUUCACAGAGAAAGUUUUAGAACAGGAGAAAGACAUAGACAGAAUUGAGCAGGUUGUUGUUGGCUCCACAGAAAACAUUAAAGAGGGCAAUGAGGAGAUCAGACAGGCUAUGAAGAACAGUGCUGGUUUCCGUGUGUACAUUUUAUUUUUUCUCCUCCUACUGACUCUGUCACUACUUUUCCUGGACUGGUACAACACCUAACAAAGGGAGGCAACUUGUGUAGAAAAAGAAGUCAAGCUAUUAAAGGGAGAUAAAUUUUGUCCCAGUGUUAUUUAAAAACAACCUCACAUACAGAUGCCAGCUUGGGAAAGUGCAAUUUGCUUGCUGGAGCAUCCUCUUUAUAUACAAUUUUAUUCAGUUACUACUUUUUGCCAGUUCUCCUUUUGCUCCUUGCACACACUGUCACAAAAAUGAUAGUGAUAAAUUAGACAAGUAGUGCUUAGUAUAUUGCAUAUAACGGUAAUUUAGACAAGUUGCACUUGUGUGUCCUUGAUUUAAGUGUUAUGUGUAAAUUGCUAAGAGAUUGCUUUUCUUCCUCAAAAUAAUGAAGAGCUUAGUGUUGGUCUAUGUUAUUUUGAAGUUUUCAAGAUUUGAGAAGAAUUACACAAUAACUGUUUUCUUUGUUUCAUUUUCAUAACAUAUAAAUUGUUAAAGUAUAAAAAAAAACAUUAAUUUAUAUUAAUUUAUAUAUUUGUUUGUACAUGUAAUAAUUAAAUGAAAUGCCUAGAUGAUCACAAGUGUUCAUGACAAGAGGAUUUCCAAUGGUGUAAUUAAUGAAGAGAAUUCGGGAGCUGGAGUUCAAAGAGCUAGACCUUUCUUCAAAAUGAUGUUCCCAUACUUUGCCAUCUCUCUGCAGAAGAUGAAAAAAAGAAAGUUAAAUCACCAUUGAAAUGUAAAUUUCAAAUGUGAAGCGUCUUUAAAGGGUUAAUUGGUUUUACAAUUAUGGUUAAUUAAUUUGUCCAACAUUGUACCAAAUUACAGUGGAUAAUUUUUGUGACUUGAAACAUAAAAUUUCUGCUUUGUAGAUUUUACGAUUCCAGACAAACAUCAAAAUAAAGAUGUGGGAUUUAAA